Messenger RNA from Labeo rohita (rohu), 9720 nucleotides. RefSeq lists its product as uncharacterized. Bases 126 to 746 code for a protein of 206 amino acids. Gene Ontology annotation, biological process: negative regulation of DNA-templated transcription; protein localization to heterochromatin; negative regulation of gene expression, epigenetic. Gene Ontology annotation, cellular component: nucleoplasm. The transcript has 6 exons. The record is from RefSeq and is a predicted model, not a curated record. Lineage: Eukaryota; Metazoa; Chordata; Actinopteri; Cypriniformes; Cyprinidae.
CGACAACAAAAAUAGAAAGCGAAAGUGAAAGUGUAGUUAAAAAAUCCUUCAGAUGUUCGCGGAGCUCGUGUUUGUGUUAUAAUAACACUAUAUUCGAUAAACUGACUGAGAUAACUUAAGACAGGAUGGACACGCGAACAGAGGAUUCCGUUCGCUGCAGUAAAACGAACAAGAAAAGACAUAUCCAGAGAAUGAGAAGUCCCUUACGAUACACCCGCCCAUAUCGGCCAAGGUUUGAGGGGAAAAACCUGCGUCCACGGUUUUUCAGGACUAUGGAGGAACGUUUUUUACGGCGCCCAAAUUUUGCACUGAGGUACCAGAGGCAUCAUACAGGUCAGUGGUCCAGCCUAAAGCUAAGUCGUAAGACCAGAGCCUCUUCUCCUCCCAACCAGCAGUUCGACAAAGGCCUGAACAAGAAUAGCCCCACAGCACAUACCAAACCCAGCAGCACAGACAUUCCUAGGCUAUCCUCUGGAGACAGAUCAUCACUGUCAUUCACAGUAAGAGACCAGAAACUCCUUGCUUUGUAUCAUUAUGAUUAUUCUCAAAGGAAUGUUUUGGGUGUCACAGAACUCCAGCAACAGAGAUGCUCUCUCAUCUGUGACCUGUGCUGGGGCACGAAGCAGAGCUAUACAGAAGAAACAAGAGCAGAUAGAGGAGAAAACGAUCAGUCCCAUUCGAAGUAUUCACUGUCCACACACUUUCUUCCUCACUCCCCCAUACCAUUCUCUGAAAGAGGCAUAUAAUAAUCAUUCAGUGUUAUUUCUGCCCAAACAUAAAUCAUGUUUUACCACUAUCAACAGAACUAUUCUAGUGUUUUCUAUUCUAGUCUGCUCACUGCAACACUUAUUUAGUUUAACUGUAAAGUCCCCAUUUCCUCGUUACCUGCAAAACUAUUCAGGGAAACGAUAGGAGUGGUUAAAUUAGAAUGGCACAGAGACAAAACAACUUAUCUCCAAAAAAUAUAGGCAUUUCAUGCCUGGCAAAAUGAUGUGUAGCAAGGCCUAAAGGGCGGCUCACGCUAGACCCAAGGAGGAUGUCCAGAGAAGGGAAAGAAGGUCCAGAGAGUUAAAGAACUCUUGGUGGACAGAAAAGGCUCUGGAAAUCCAGAGACUUGCAGACUCAGCCUUUAGAGUCCCAUCAGACAUGAGGGAACCUCUAAAAUUUUAUAUCAGAGAAACUAAUUAUUGUUAAGCACGUUAUAAUCAUCGAUGAGUGGAGUGCUUCUUUGUUUACAGGCGUUACAGGGGAAAUCACUAUAUUUCUGAUGUUCUAAAUGUGCCUCCUACUGGCAGAGAUUGAAUGUGCAUUUUCAAUGAUCCCAUCUAUACUUUUUGUUCAGACCAAUUUAAAAAUCCACCCACAGAACCCCAUUUUAAAUUAUAAUCAUUUAUACUUCUGGCUCAUCCCAUUACUUAAAAAUGGUUUAAAGGCUGAAUUGUAAGGUUUAUCAUUUAAGAAUUUGUUUUUUGUGAAAACCUGUAUCUCAACUGUUAAUCAAUUGCUAUUUUGUGGUCUACAACAUGAAAGAAAGAAAAAUUAUGAAAUGUAAAAUGAAAAAUGUAGAAACACUGGACACAACUAUGGGGCACCACACUCUAUAAAAAAAUAAAGGCGCUUUAAAAGGCUCUUCAAAGAGAUGCCACUGAAGAACCAUUUUUGGUUCCAUAAAGAACCAUUCACUUAAAGGCUCUUUAAAGAACCAUCUCUUUUUUAAAUCGAAAAAACCUUCUUUCUCCACAAAGAACCUUUUGUGAAACAGAAAGUUUCUUCAGAUGUUAAGGAUUCUUUAUGGAACCAUUUAGACAAAAAAAGGUUAUUCUAUGGCAUAGUGAUGCACCUUUAUUUUUAAGAGUGCAUUGUGCAGCAACCCAAUCACAACAAUAAGGAACCUCAAGGUUGCAAAUGUGUGCAAAUGUAUAGGGCCCCAUUCCUAAUAUUUUGCCUGGGGCCCCCAAUUCACUAAAUCUGCCCCUGAUGUGGGCAUUUACAGAUUUGCAUGGCUCACAUGGAUUAUUACCAUAUGAAUAGCAUUUGCUGUGCGUAGGUGUACCCACAUUACAGAUAGUGAGCUCAGGCGGGAAAGACUGUACCUCAUGUGUGGACUACUUUAUCAGAGAACAUCUCGGUUACGCAUGUAACCCUCGUUCCCUGAAGGUCAUGGGGUCUCACUUGGGAGCCCAAUAACCUCUGAGCUUAAGAAGAAAAGGCCAAUGAGAAUUGGUGAGUGGAAUUUUCAUGCUAAGCCACUGCCCCGUACAUACGGGUAUAUAAAAUGGCGGCGUGCAUCCACUCAUUCAGGUUUGUGCUGAGGAGACCAAAGAGGCAUCUCAGCAUUCAGCGUGGUUCAAGAUUGUGGCAUGAUAGACAUAACAUCUCCAUUCCCUCCUUUAGGGAACGAGGGUUACAUACGUAACCAAGAUGUUUCCUUUCAGUCAGUCACAUUCAACAUUGCGUCAGCUGACAUCAUGGGGUCCCUAUAGAAAACACCACAACCUGAACUGUGUUAUGUAAUUGAGGUACAAAUGCUGACAGGAAAGCGUGUCAGGACAAAUGAAGCUCAAUACAUAACCUUCCCAAUGCCCUGUAAGCCAGAUAAUGGGCCCACCAGGGGUGUCAGGGUCAACAGAGAACCCAGAGUUCACCGAGAGAGAACAACUAGGAGAAAGCGCACGGAUCCAAGGGGAAUGCAAGCCGACACCGAGCCAGCCUCCCACAGAUUACCUGAUGUUACCCAUCACACGGGAGGGCUCCACGCAAAGAUUGUAAAGUUUUGCGAAGGUGUUAGGUGUCACCCAGCCCGCAGCUCUGCAUAUGUCUGCAAGAGUGGGUGCCGUGCGCUGACGCCCAGGAGGAGCCAACACUCCAAGCCCUCACUCCCAGGGGGCACAGCUCACCUUGGCACUGGUAUGCCAUGGUAAUGGCAUCCACCACCCAAUGAGCCACUGUUUGGAGAGAGCAUUCCCCUUCUACUGACCUCCAAAGCAGACAAAGAACUGCUCGGAGUGUCUGAAGCACUGGGUGUGUUCCACGUAAAUGUGCAAGGUGCGAACGGAACAUAACAACACAAAAGCCGGGUCUGCCUCCUCCAGGAGCAGCACUUGCAAGUUCACCACCUGAUCUUGAAAAAGAGUGUUGGGAACCUAGGGCACAUAACCUGGCCGGGGUCUCAAGAAAACAUGAGAAUCAGCCGGCCCAAACUCUAGGCAUGAUUAGUUGACCAAGAAUGCGUGCAGGUCCCCCACCCUCUUGAUGGAAUUGAGCGCAAUCACGAGUAAAGUCUUGAGAGACAGAUAUUUUAGCUUGACUGAAUCAAGUGGCUCAAAGUGAUCCCUCCAUAGUCCUAAGAGUUCCACGGAAAAAUACCAAGAAGGGAUGAGGUGCGACCUGGGAGGAUUUAAUCUCCUCGCACCUCUCAGGAACCUGACAAUCAGGUGAUGCUUCCCCAGGGAUGGACCAUCCACUGCAUCAUGUUGGGCCGUGAUGGCAGCGAUGUACACCUUCAAAGUGGAGGGAGACAGCCUCUGCUCCAACUUUUCCUGCAGGAAGGAAAACACCACACCGACUGAGCAUCUCUGAGGGUUGAACUACCAGAUCCCACUUCAGUGUGUAGGCCUGCCUUGUAGAGGGGGCACUAGCAAUCUACCAUGGCCUGGGGAAGGCCAUAGAGGUCUACUGUGUCCCGCCGAGAACCCAGACAUGCAGGUUCCAUAGACUGGGUCGCGGGGUGCCAGAUUGUGCGUAGGGGAAGAGCUUGACCUUCUCCCAGUUGCCCUUAGGCCCCCGAUGGCUGAGGUGCCAAAGCACCAAAUCCCUGUGCUCGCACAACAGAACUUGUGAGUGAGCUAAUAUAAGCCAGUUGUUGAGAUAGUUGAAGAUCCGAAUGCCCUUCUGCCAAAGUGGGGCCAGGGCACCCUCUCUGUUUGUUUUCUUCUACAAGAGACAAAAAGUAAGUAGAUCUAGUGGUUUGUAAGGCUUUUUUGAAGGAGGAAGUACGUUGCCUCUAUGCAAUACAAAAUACCUCUAGUUUUGUUUUCUAAUUGUUGAGCAUCAAUUAAAUUAUUACCCUUCAACAUUUUUUUUUGUUUGUUUUUGUUAGUUCAUGGAACAGAUACAGUCACUAUAUUAUGAAAGCUAAGUGCAUUAACCAGCACUUUUAAGUUUGCCAAGGUGUCAGGUGAUAUAGUCUAUACUAAACAUGUAGCAAGCAGUACAAGUGACAAUAACACAAGAAGAAGCCAUGACUAUUUAUUUAAUGAUUCCGAAUUACCACAGUUGUUUGAUAAAUUUGUGAAAAGCAGAGCAAAAAAGAGAAAAGAAAGGGUAGGGGGCGAGUGACAAGCUAAUGCAGGGGUGGUGAACGUCGGUCCUGGAAAGCCACGGCCCUGCAGAGUUUUGCUUCAACCCUAAUCAAACACACCUGAACAAGCUAAUCAAGGGUUACUAGAAAGCUACAGGCAGGUGAAGUUUUAUUUGGGUUGGAGCUGAAAUCUGCAGGGCUGUGGCUCUCCAGGACCGGAGUUCGCCACCCCUGGGCUAAUGAAAUGCUCUGCCCUGGGGAUGUAGAUUAAAACGUGAAUGAUGUCAAUUUAGUUUGAUAAUCAAUACCAGAAAUAUGGUGAUAUUAAGCUAUAUUUUAGUAAUUUAAACAACAGAGAGUGAUAGAGAUUAUAGCAGAAAAAAACAAAGCUACAUGGAAAUGUGCGUCCUGUGGCCUAAACCAGUGGUUUUCAAACUGGUCCUGGAAGCACCCUUGCCCUGCACAUUUUGUAAUAAUUAGCAGAAAUACAGUAAAACCAUAGACUCAAAUAUAAAUAGGUGAAUCUGUAGCAGCAGAGUGAUUUGAUUAAAAAUGCUUUUAGCAUGGAUUGGAAUCCACUUUUCUCCACUCCAAACAAAUACAUUACUGGAAAGGGAAAAAGGGGCAGUGACUCAGACCACGUAGCCUCCCCCCGUACAUGCCCGUUAUGCAUAUGUUUAGGUUGUACAUUCUAGCUAUUGUAGAAAGUUAGCUGCAUAUUACAUUCAUACAUAAAUCUCAUAUACUUUACACAGCAAACAUACAGUACAGCAGAAAUCAUAAGAGUAGUGUUAUUUUGAAUAUUGUCUGUAAGUAAGUUAGUGUCUUUGGUGAGCUACACAAGGUGUCUAAGCUAAAUCCACUUCUAUUAUAGUGUUUUCAUUGCAAUCAUAGUCAUUCCAUCUAUUUUCAAGAAACUGCACAGCAGAGCUCAUGAUGCGAUGACUCAGAUACAUGCGGAGUGAUAAUUUAACCCCCCAGCGCACACACAGAGACACACCAUCUCUAUGGUUACCACGGAUGAGGCAGUAGGUGCUAUUUUGAAGUGAUCUGGUAAUAGCUAGCAGCUCAAACACACACAUAGUUACCUAUAGUAACUACAAGACAGACUGCAGUAAUGAUUUCAAGUCCUUUGAUCACAGAUGCCUGCUUCUCCACAUAUAAAUAAUAAUAAUAAUGGUAAUAAUUUAAAUUAGGGAACACUAUUCACUAUUAACUAGUUGCUUAUUAGCAUUCAUGCCACUAGCAUAUUUUCUGUUUAAUAGUCUUUAUAAAGCAAAUAUUAAUACUUCAUUCUGCAUGACCAUAUUCUAGAUACAUUAACCCUACACUGUAAAAAACAAAACAAAACAACCUAAACAAAAUUACUACAACAACUACCUUACUUAGACCUACUGUCAGUGAAUUCGGAGUUUACUGAAGAAAACUUAAAGAAGGAAUAAUUGACGACGGGGCGUUGUUAACACGCUUGUGAGAAAUCUCAAGUAGUUAUUAAGUUGUUAAUCGUCAGAGCAUCGCUAACACCAUUUGUGCAUAUGUUAACGUGUGUGCAAACUGUAUGUAAGGGAGAGAGAGUGGGAGAAACAGAGUAUGUGCUUUCCAUACAUAAUAAAACACUUUUCUUCAAUCCAUGAACGUUUGUCUCAGUUAAUAUAGGCAAUCUCACAGUCUGAGGCGUCUCUCAUAGCAAAUCAACACACGCUGUCGUAAAUAAUUAGGCGAACUGUCUUCUCAUAGGAUAAGUACAUGCAGCCUCAAUAAUUAUGAGACACCAACGUGUCAUCGAUGUACUUUAGAGGGUAUGCAUUGACGUCACUUUCCCGACUGAGUGGCAAAAGAGCCUUCAGCGUGAAUGGAUUUAAUAGGGAAGAUGCGAAAACGCAAGUAAAACAAUAAUCAGUUUAAACUAAAGGGUACUGAACUCGAUAUGAUGUUCCUAACAACUUCACAAAUAUCCAGUGGUCAAUGCAUAUUGAUGCAGCCAGAAAUCGUGUUUUCUAACACUUAUAUGUGUCUGAUUUUGACGCCGGGGAAAAUAAAUAAAGCGAAUUUGCCUGUGAACUUGUUUUUUAAAUACAAAAUAGGUUGGUCUAAACCCCGGUGAUCACUUAUAUCAAUAUUAUAUAUAUCGUCAUAUCGUCCAGCUGAAAAACGUAUAUAGGUUUUGUCAGUGUUUAUUUAAAAACAUCCAGUUAUGCAGAAUUUAAGAUGGUAAAUAUUUAGUUGAUGACUUGGCAAUACGAUAUACUACAAUACAAUAUAUAGGAUAUGAUUUGACUGCACAAUUCAACAUAUUAAUAUGAAAUGAUAACUGCAAAUCCAUGUUUCGCUGCCUGGAGACCAUUUGUUUCUUUGAAUUGCAGCAUUAAUUUGCUUCUCUUUUCAGUAGCUUUCAGCAGUCUGUAAAAAUAUACGUCAUGUUUCUUGUCAAAUCUCUUUGUACAGUCAAUUGCAAAGCUCGUUCUGGUUUUAGAGGUGUUUUGUGUGUUCUGUCGCAGCAUUCGUGUUGAAACCAAUGUUGCCACUCAGUCUUUUUGGCACUCAGUGAGCGGAGCCGCAGCCAUUCCAGCUGACAGUGACGUCACAUGCAUACCCUCUAUAUGCCACGGUUGCCACGUCACAAACUGUGACGUCAGCACAUUGUAGAUUUUAAACCCCUAAAAUGAAAAUAGCGCAAAAAAGCUCAAAAUUAACCAGUUUUCUCCAAAAAUUAAAAUUAACGGAUGCUAACAUUGUCAUCUAUGAUGUGCAACACAAAUACCUCUGCUAAAAUCUUAGAAAAAGUACUCUGGGGUUUCAUGAACCUUUUACAGUGUUUAGCACGAAAGGCUCAAAUGACAAAAUGGGAUUAAAAAUAACGCCCAGAUUUUUUAAAUUUACUUUGUAACUCCAGAGCAACUCCAUCGAAAGAUCUAGCUUUAGAGAUCUAAUUUAUUUGGAAAGCAGAAUAGUUCUGUUUUGGAACUAUUGAAACACAAGAAAUUUUCAGACAUCCACAACUUAAUCUCAGACAGUGUGAGAGAUGAGAAAUAUUUACAUCUUGGCCCGGAUUAGAGUGGAUGUAAAUCUGUGUAUCGUCAUCUUAAAAAAUGGUAGUUGAGUGCAAGAGAUCUUAACAAUUGCCCAAGAGGAAAAAUCUAAAUGCUAAAAAGCAAAGAACCAGAUUUAAAAUGCAUUUAUUUUCUACAAAGUAUAGCUCUAGUCUAUUAACAUAAUUACUGACAUACCGCUCGAGACUUACUGAUAUAAAAAUUGUAAUUAAGCUUUAUUUGGAGUACUACUUGUGCACAAUGCACAUUUGCUAAUAUUAAGCCUAAAAUAUGUUUUAAUUUCACUAUUGAUGAGGAUUGUGUGAUCUUUAAAUAUUAUCAGUCUUUAAAUACAAAAUAUUUAAAGUGUACCUAAAGUAUGUUUGCAAUAAUUUCACUUUAGCACAAUUAAAUAUGCAGCUAAAGAUAAAUAUGUCUUUAGUUGCACUUCAGCACUACUUCUGCACAAUUAAUGUGCAGUAAGUACAAAAUUAUUUGUUCCAAUUUAGCAGACCAGUAUAUUAAGUAUACCAGUUAUUAAGUACAUAAUAUGUAAAUGUAUAUUUUCAUACACAAAAGCACUGAAUGCUAACAAUAUUUUAUACUAUUUGAACUGAACUGAGCUGGAUGAUGACACCAUUGAAUCCAAUGAUGAACUGCCUUUACCUGAAAACUGAGUGUUUACUGUUGCCCUUUUGCAUUAUUGAUGCACCAUUUCCUAUCUAAUACUGAACAGCCGCUUUGUCACAAUUCUGUAUUGUUAAAUCGGUAUAUAAAUAAAGGUGACUUGACUUGACUUGACUAACCAUUAGGGUAACAUACAGUAACACAGAAACUGGCACAGUUAAACAACCCUCCAUUUCAGAAAGAACCUGGAAAGCUAGAGGAUAAACGUUCAGAAAAUAAAAUCUGGCAAAUGUGGGGAGAUGUCAACCAGUGAUGAUCUUGUUAAGUUAUAAACUUAAGAUCUGGUUCACAGAAAACAUCUGGAGUACUAUAACAUUUAGCAUAGUUUUGGUAUGUUGUACAUUGAAUUCUUUAAAGUGGCAUGGAAUACAGUGGAAAUGCAGUGUAUAUAUAUAUAUAUAUAUACAUAUAUAUAUAUAUAUAUAUGUAUACUGUAUGAAGAGUUCAGUUCAGACAGAUGCAAAACCCCCUAAAAGCCAUCUUGGUCAAAAAUGAGAUAAUGAUACUGAGUGAAUGCUCUCGACACAUAUUAUACGUCCAUCAAAAACUUCAAACUCUCUAAAAUCCCAGCCUCAGCCCAUCAGAAAUACCGGUACUUACAUAAAAACCUAUACAUCUGAGCCUGAUAAAAAUGCAUUUUUUAAAGAAAGACAUCAGAUGGCUUUUGCAUCUGAACUCUUGGCUAUAUAUAUAUAUAUAUAUAUAUAUAUAUAUAUACACACACACUGCCCUCCAAAAGUUGCCCCCUGGCAAAGUGUGAUUUUGGAUGAUAUCAGCAUGAAUCCUUAUCAUUUUUUGGUGCAAAUACAUUAAAGUAACUUGAUAUUAUCAUUUAAAAACAGCAAUAAUAAUUUUCAUUUUGAUCACAUAAUAAUGGCAAUAUAUACAUGUCAAAGUCAGACAUGCCCCUUUGCCAGCUGUGAUGCCUGGUUACUGGUUUAAACUUGGCCCAGGUUUUUAAAAGAUUUUUGGGUCAGCACACCUUAAUAGCUUCAACAACUGAUUGCCAAUUAAGUUUAGAAUACAAUAAAUUUAGGCCCAGAUUAUGCAGAGCUGUAAUAGCUGCUAAUGCUGGAUUUUUUGAUUAAUCGAAAAUUUAAGUUUUCUAUGUAGAAACUGUUUAUGUAAUAAAAUAUGUCUUCAUAGUUUGUGUUGUCCCUUAUCAGUGCAAAAUUAUCACAAAUUAAAAAGGAUUCAUGCCAAUAUUGUCCAAAACCCCACUUUUCAAGGGCGCUUCCAAACUUUUGGAGGCCAGUAUAUAUACAUACAUAUAUAUAUAUAUAUAUAUAUAUAUAUAUAUAUAUAUAUAUAUAUACUUUAACAAACUUUAGUAGUAUCACAGACAGUAUUGUAUAUUUAUGUAUAUAUAGUCUACAUGAAUUAGACCAUGUACCUUGUAGUGUGAAAAAUAUAUUUCUAUAAAGCAGGAAAUUGAGAAAAUGUACUAUCCAAAAAUGUUUUUUCUCAUGAGCCAUGAACUGCAUGAAACUUUUUUUUUUUGAGUAGUUGUAUAUUUAUAUCUCUAUAACAAUGAGAAUAUUUCAGUUAGUUUGAAAUUGCUCAAAAAAUAUAUAAAAUAUUAUAUGUGUACUAUAUAAUUACUGUACAUUUAGUUUUUACAUUACAUGCAUCAGUAGAAGAGUUUAUCUGUGGUAGCAUUUCUGUUAUUAUUGUUAAUCCAUUUUGUGUUAUGUUUUGUGCAUU